CGAAUAUAUGAUAACAUUAAUAUUGAUAAGUGGUAUAUUAUGUGCUGAAGUUAAGUUGAAAGUUGAAUCAUCACCAAAAGAUAUAAGAAGAAUAAAUGGAAGGGCUGAGUUUGAUGGUAAGAUAUAAGAUUUAAUUAGUAAUAUAGCAUAAGAAUAUGAAACAUCUUGUUAAUGUGAAUCAACAACAACACAACUUCAUGUAGGUGAAACAUUUUGUGAUCCAACAAAGGUUUAAUUACAUUAAGAUUAUGCUGGAGAUGAUGGGAAAACAGCAUCAUUUGAAUAAAUAAGACAUUUAAUUGGACCUUUGAAUGAACUAUAAUUUGGUGAUCCUAAUAGCUAUCAUUUUUCCUGUUUAGAUGGAAGAAAUGAAUAAGGUGUUUUAGGGACUCCAGGAGGUGAUUCUGGUGAAUUUCUAUUAGCUUUAUAAGUAUAUGAAUAAACAAUUAAUACUCCAUUAUCUUAAGAUACUGUAGAUAGUAUUUUAAGCAAUUAUUUAUUAUAUAUGAAAUAAGAUGGAUUUUAUAUGUGUACAGAUGAUGAUGCUAUAAGACAUUUAGAAAAAGAAUUAGGAAUGACAUUAACAGUUGAUGCUUUAAUUGAUCCUCCGAAUUCUGUACAUAUAAGUAAUAUAUAUUUUUAGUUUAAAAAUGAUCUGUUAACAUCUCUUUUGAAACCUGAAAAUACAGGAUGUAUGCAUUUGAAAAGUAUUUUAAAGAAUCCUGAGAGUUAUGAUAUGAGACCUGAUUUAGUUAGAUAUUUUAUUAGAAGUUAUUUCACUAUAUUAUGGAAUAAAAGCAACCCAUUACAUCAUAAAAUAUUACUCGAAGUAAUGGCAGGUAGACAUGAAGAAAGAGCAUUUCUUGAAGUUAGAAUUAAUGAGGCAUGUAUAAGAUAGAAUAUGGCACCACUUCUUAAACCUAAAAGAAGAAUAACAUUAGCAAGUGUUCCAUAAGGACCUACAUCAACAACUUUUCAUGAAGGUGGUGCUACUGAAAUAUUUUAAGCAUAUGUUAAUCAUAUUGAUGCUGCAUCUAUUAGGAGAAAAGUAAAAUACUAUAUUUACAUUUAGGAACUAUCUAAAUUCUUUGCUGAAAUCUCUAAUCAUAAUGGAAUCCAUUUUGAAAUUGAUGUUAUGCAUCAUAGAUUAAAUAAAAAAGGAUUGAUGUAUUUAGAAAUUACUGGAUAAAAAAUUGCCAGAUAUUUGCCAUUUUAUACUGUUACAAUUGUAUGA
Messenger RNA from Paramecium sonneborni, 1234 nucleotides. The record is from the annotation of a GenBank genome assembly. Lineage: Eukaryota; Ciliophora; Oligohymenophorea; Peniculida; Parameciidae.